Molecule: messenger RNA, 330 nt
Organism: Chenopodium quinoa (quinoa)
Lineage: Eukaryota; Viridiplantae; Streptophyta; Magnoliopsida; Caryophyllales; Amaranthaceae
Exons: 1
Coding region: 1-330 (109 amino acids)
Source: RefSeq, a predicted model, not a curated record
AUGGCCUACGCUAAGGACGAUGUCGACAUUAGAAGUUUCUUAGGUUUAGCAGGGUAUUAUAGGUGUUUUGUGAAGGAUUUUUCUAAGAUUGCUAAGCCUAUGACCUCUCUAAUGAAGAAGGACAAGAAGUUUGAAUGGGAUGACAAGUGUGAGGAAGCUUUCCAACUCUUAAAACAAAAGUUGAUUACAGCAGCGGUGCUUACACUAUCAGAUGAAAGUGGAAUCUAUGAUGAAUAUAGGGAUGCAUCCAAGAAUGGUCUGGGAUGUGUACUUAUGCAAAAUGGGAAGGUGAUUGCAUAUGCAUCAAGACAAUUGAAACCUCAUAAUUAA